Messenger RNA from Monomorium pharaonis (pharaoh ant), 2314 nucleotides. RefSeq names its product T-complex protein 1 subunit alpha (gene CCT1). Lineage: Eukaryota; Metazoa; Arthropoda; Insecta; Hymenoptera; Formicidae. Gene Ontology annotation, biological process: protein folding. The record is from RefSeq and is a predicted model, not a curated record. The transcript is spliced from 10 exons. Gene Ontology annotation, cellular component: chaperonin-containing T-complex. Gene Ontology annotation, molecular function: ATP hydrolysis activity; ATP binding; ATP-dependent protein folding chaperone. The coding region runs from base 170 to 1846 and encodes 558 amino acids.
GAAACGAAGUUGGAAGUUGGAAUUUGGAACGCUAAUCAUCUUAAAAUCGUUGUCGCAUAGUUGCACGCGGCUUUCUUUGUAUUCUCUUGGCUUCUUUCUUCCCGGUCUCUCGUCGUCAUAAUUCGAGCGACGUGGUCUCGUGUGCUGGAGUAACAGCGACUUCUUUACAAUGUCAACGGUAGCGAGUCCUUUAGCUGUUGGAGGUGUCAGACAAUCGGGAGCGCCGGUGCGAACGCAAAAUGUUAUGGCUGCUUGUGCAAUUGCUAAUGUAGUUAAAAGUUCUUUGGGUCCAGUUGGCUUGGAUAAAAUGCUAGUUGAUGACAUUGGUGAUGUUACUGUUACCAAUGAUGGUGCAACUAUCUUACGUUUGUUAGAAGUUGAACAUCCAGCUGCACGCGUUUUAGUUGAAUUAGCCCAGUUACAAGAUGAGGAGGUUGGAGAUGGUACUACCUCAGUGGUUAUAGUAGCAGCUGAACUUUUAAAAAAUGCGGAUGAACUUGUGAAGCAAAAGAUACAUCCAACUUCAGUCAUUAGUGGCUACAGACUUGCUUGCAAAGAAGCAUGCAAGUACAUUCAGGAACAUCUUACUGUCAGUGUGGAUGAACUCGGAAGAGAUUGUUUAGUUAAUGUUGCAAAGACGUCUAUGUCGAGCAAAAUUAUUGGAGCUGAUGCCAAUUUCUUUGGCAACAUGGUAGUCGACGCUGCUAACGCGAUAAAAAUUAGCGAUGGCAAAGGAGGUUUUUUAUAUCCUGUUAAAGCCGUCAACGUUUUGAAGGCGCAUGGAAAAAGUGUGCGCGAGUCGGUUUUGGUGCAAGGAUAUGCAUUAAAUUGCACCGUUGCUUCUCAGGCAAUGCCGAAGAGGAUAACAAAUGCGAAAAUUGCGUGUCUAGACUUUUCUUUGCAGAAAGCCAAGAUGAAAUUAGGCGUUGAGGUACUUGUUACUGAUCCCAACAAUCUCGAAGCUAUUCGUCAGCGCGAGGCAGAUAUUACCAAGGAACGCAUUCAGAAGAUCCUUGCUGCUGGAGCUAAUGUCGUUCUAUUAUCGGGCGGUAUUGAUGAUUUAUGCUUAAAGUAUUUUGUGGAAGCUAAGACCAUGGCGGUGCGCAGGUGCAAGAAAGCUGAUCUGAAAAGAAUUGCUAAAGCUACAGGCGCCCAAUUUCUAACUUCGCUGACCAACAUGGAAGGGGAAGAAAGUUUCGAUGUCAGUUUUUUGGGGGAGGCUGCUGAAGUAGUACAAGAGAUGAUUUGUGACGACGAGCUUAUUUUAAUCAAAGGACCUAAGGCACGCACAGCAAGUUCUAUUAUUUUACGCGGACCAAACGAUUAUUACUGCGACGAAAUGGAACGUUCUAUACAUGAUGCAUUAUGCGUCGUCAAGAGAGUUUUGGAAAGUAAAAACGUUGUUGCGGGAGGAGGUUGUGUUGAAGCUGCACUCUCAAUAUAUCUAGAAAACUUUGCAACAUCAUUGAGCUCUCGAGAACAACUGGCUAUUGCGGAAUUUGCUCGAUCUUUAUUAGUUAUACCAAAAACACUAGCCGUAAAUGCUGCACAGGAUGCAACUGAUCUUGUCGCCAAGCUCCGAGCCUAUCAUAAUUCUAGUAUAACAAAACCAGAUCUUGUUGACUUGAAAUGGGUGGGUCUUGAUUUACUGGUGGGAAGCAUAAGAGAUAAUAAAAAAGCAGGCGUAUUAGAACCAGCUAUUUCAAAAAUUAAAUCUUUGAAAUUCGCUACUGAAGCAGCUAUAACUAUUCUUCGAAUCGAUGAUAUGAUUAAAUUGGAUCCCGAUCGUUCGAAAAAUCCUAAAUCCUACCAAGAUGCUAUGGAAGCUGGUGAAUUGGAAGAUUAAUAUUAAAAUGCAUUUACACAUUUAUGUUGAAUAUGAUGUUUAUACAAGAAAAAUAUGUAAGAGAUUGUAAAUGUUCCAUUGCGCAUAUAAAUAUUACAUAAUAAUAAAGAUUUAAUUACAACUUUUUGCUUGUAUGUUGCAUGUAAACAAUUUAAGUUUACAUGCACAUAAAAUAUUGCUAAAAUUUGAAGUUAUUUGUAGUAUUAUAUUUAUUUGAUUACAUAUUAAUACCAUAACAGAAUAUGGCAUUUAAUAAAUCAUGCUAAAAAGAAUAUGUAAGAGAUGUUUAAUUUUGUAUUUAUUACUCAAAAUUAGGAUAUUCUUAACUUACAUUUCUUUACUAUUUUAUGUGAAUAAACUUUUGUGUGUAAGGAAAUUUUUUGUAGUUGAUAAUAAUUAUGGUAUUUACAGUAAAUCGAAAAUGUAUUUCACAUACUGUUUAUACUAAUUAUAUCAGUUUUAUCCAAA